GCGUCUCGAGCUCCACGGAAUUAACGGCAGCAGCACGAGCGCGUUAAGCCGCGGAUUGUCCACCAUCUAACCGGGAGCACACGAACAUGGCACUGAACAGGUCGCCCUCUGCCACGGAAAACUGGAAUGGGGCUCCCGAGCGCAUGCGUGUUUCCGCUGUGAGGAGCGAGUCUUCAAUGCAGAGUGAGAAACUCCGCGGUGUUGCCCGAGAUAUCUCUGAACUGGGCCAGCGGGGCACGGCCAGGAGCAGCGGGCAUGAUGCCAACGACAUCGCAGAGGACACGGAAGAGCCAGGCCCGGGUCCAGGAGGAGGGCUGUGUUUUGCAGACGGCCGCAGAAGAGUGGACUAUGUUCUGGUUUAUCACUGUAAAAAACGUCAGGCCCACCACCGACACUCGGUUGUCUCGAACGGUAACGUCCCGUCACAGAGUCCCACACCUUCACGCAGGAGCACCAAAGGUGAUAUUUCGGAGGCGGUGCUGGAGGCGGGGCUUGCCACUGAACCCGCUGAUGUAUUAAAAGAUAAAAUCAGGGAGGAAUUCGAAAGAGGACUUCAAGAGGAAGGCUUGGAGAUCGAACAAGAAAAAGAGAUGAGGACGGUCCGCUUUACCCGUCUCCAUGUCCCCUGGUCUGUUCUGAGUCGUGAGGCUGAACUUCUUAAGCUCAGAGUGCCCACUAAAAAGACGUAUCAGCUGAAAGAGAAGACAGGGCUCAUGGGCGUAAUGAGCUCGUUUUGGAUGAAGAUCAACCAGCCGUUCCAGCCGGGUGUACCGGAGCCCCAAAACCCACGCACACGUGUCCUAUCACAACCGUUCAGCAGAGACAAGCUACACCUAUUGGAUAUAAAGUCAGAAAACAGCUUGUUCAGCAAUGCAAUACGAGGUCGAAUUGUGUAUGAAAUUUUGAGGCGCACAGCCUGCACACAAUCCUGUCAAACUAUGGGCAUUUCAUCACUACUUGCCAAAGGAGUUUAUGAUUCUGCCUUCCCUUUACAUGAUGGAGACUUUGACAGCUCAGAAGAUAAAGAGCAUCGCAACGACAGACAGAUGUUGCAUGAGGAAUGGGCCAAUUACGGAGCUUUCUACAAAUAUCAGCCAAUGGACCUUAUCAGGAAGUACUUUGGGGAGAAGAUUGGCCUGUAUUUUGCCUGGUUGGGAGUGUACACACAGCUGCUGAUUCCAGCAUCGGCUUUAGGAGUCGCAGUGUUUCUGUAUGGAUGCCUCACCGUAGACACCAAUGUGCCCAGUCAAGAGAUGUGUGAUGAGCGUCUUAAUUUCACCAUGUGUCCUCUUUGUGAUCGUGUGUGUGAUUACUGGCAGCUGAGCAGUAUCUGCAGUACGGCGCGUGCCAGCUAUCUGUUUGAUAACCACGCCACCGUCGGCUUCGCCAUCUUUAUGUCCCUAUGGGCGGCAGUGUUUCUUGAACACUGGAAGAGAAGGCAGCGUUGUCUACAGCACAGCUGGGAUCUGACAGGCAUGGAAGAUGACGAGGAACGGGCUGAGAAUGAACUACGACCAGCAUACGAGGACUUUCUUCAUAAGAAACAAGAGAAGAAGGCAAAGAAUAAGAAAAAGGAUGAGCCGGACGCAGGAACAGAUGACAAAGGAAGAGAGAAGCUACUGUGCGCUAAAGGAGGGCAGCCACCGCUUGCCUCAGAGUCUUUGUCAUGGAUGGAUCGGCUGCCAGGAUUCUGCAUCAACAUAUCCUCUAUCCUCCUUAUGAUUGGGGUAACGUUCUCUGCUGUAUCAGGAGUUAUUCUCUACCGUAUCAUUGUGUCUGCUGUAAUGUCAAUGAACCCCGAUCACGAGGCCAAGGCUAAUGUGCGAGUGAUUGUAACAACCACGGCAGUCAUCAUCAACCUGCUGGUGGUUCUGGUGCUGGAUGAGAUCUACGGUGCUAUAGCCGCCUGGAUUACUGAGCUCGAGAUUCCAAAGACUGAAGCCACAUUUGAAGAGCACGUGAUCCUGAAAGCGUUUUUGCUUAAGAGCAUGAACGCAUUUGCACCAGUCUUCUAUGUGGCCUUCUUUAAGGGCAGGUUUGCAGGUCGUCCUGGUGACUACGUAUAUGUCUUUAAGGAUUUCCGCAUGGAAGAGUGUUCUCCAGGUGGCUGUCUCAUUGAAGUGUGUAUUCAGCUGGGGAUCAUUAUGCUGGGAAAGCAGCUCAUUCAGAAUAAUGUAUUUGAAAUUGCCAUUCCGAAGCUGAAGAAAAUGUAUCGCACAUACAAAGAAGAGAAAGAUGGGUCGGCGGAUGAGGAUGACAAAGACUCUAAACGGGAACCGCAGCGCUGGGAUCUGGACUAUGAUCUGGAGCCGUAUGAGGGUUUGAGUCCAGAAUACAUGGAGAUGGUUAUUCAGUAUGGAUUUGUCACACUCUUUGUGGCCUCCUUCCCGCUGGCACCAGUGUUUGCCCUGCUUAAUAACGUCAUUGAAAUCCGACUAGAUGCGGCAAAAUUUGUCACUGAAAUACGCCGACCUGACGCAGUCAGUGCUAAAGAGAUUGGCAUAUGGUACAACAUCUUGAGUGGAAUCAGCAAGUUCGCUGUCAUUACAAAUGCAUUUGUGAUCUCCUUUACAUCAGAGUUCAUUCCUCGGAUGGUGUAUCAGUAUUUGUACAGCGAGACCGGCACCAUGCAUGGGUUUACCAACCAUACUCUGGCUUAUUUCAACACGAGCAACUUUAAACCUGGCACUGCUCCGCAUGACACUGACUUUGACAGGCACCUGCGUAUUUGCAGGUAUAAAGACUAUCGAGAUCCACCAUGGUCUCCAGAGUCUUACCAGCUUUCUAAGCAGUAUUGGUCUGUGCUCGCUGCACGUCUGGCUUUUGUCAUUUUUUUUCAGAACUUGGCCAUGUUUCUCAGCAUGCUAGUGGCAUGGUUGAUCCCAGACGUGCCUCGUUCUCUGAAGGAGCAAUUGAAGAGAGAGAAAACACUUCUGAUGGAUCUUCUGCUCACAGAGGAGGCGGACAAGCAAUGUUCACAGUCACACUCGCUGACAGCUACCAACACUGAUGUAGUAAUCAAGGGUUUAGAGGAAGGACCACCUGAGGAGCUGCAUGUCUGCAGUAGGGUGAUGCUAAGCCAGUCAGAUGAAGACCUGAAAGAACUUCGAUUGACCAACGAAGCAGAGGAGGAGGAACUUGAGGAACAAUCCCUAGAUGAACCUAUUGCAUCUACCAGUGAACUGUCAAAUGAAAGACAAAAUUCCACCUGUGAAAGUCUCAAUGAUACUUCAGAAUCCCUGUCUAAGAUAGCCUGUCAAGAUGAAUCACCCAACAUUCCUUCAGCAUCUUCAUACCAUUCAGUCAAAUCUGGCUCACUAUUACGGCACAGAGAGAUCGAUACAAAUGGACCUCCACCUCAAGACCCAAAUAUUAAGGCUAAGAGCCGUUGUCGAACCCUUCCACCAAGGCACAGAGGACCCGAACUUGAAGACUGUGCAACCAAAACCAGCUACUCCACUACAUUUACAGACCUCAAGCAGAAAGUUCCUCCAUCUCUCAGCGAGCUCACCCGGACCAUCCCUAAAGCUCCAUCAACAACCAAGCCUUCUGGAAGCAAAACAUCUGUGGAUUUAGAGCUCACGAGCAGCAAUUCCAUAUCACUUCCUCGGCCACCGUCCAGACCGGAGCUUGCAAGUGGCCUUUCAACAGCCUUGCCACGUCCUCCUUCAAAACCAGAGCUCGUAGGCAGCCAAUCAACAGGACUACCACGUCCUCCUUCAAAACCAGAGCUCGUAGGCAGCCAAUCAACGGGACUACCACGUCCUCCUUCAAAACCAGAGCUCGUAGGCAGCCAAUCAACAGGACUACCACGACCUCCUUCGAAACCAGAGCUCGUAGGCAGCCAAUCAAGAGGACUUCCACGUCCUCCUUCAAAACCAGAGCUCGUAGGCAGCCAGUCAACAGGACUACCACGACCUCCUUCGAAACCAGAGCUUGUAGGAAGCCAAUCAACAGGACCACCACGUCCUCCUUCGACACCAGAGCUGAUAGGAAGCACAACCAAAGGGCUUCCAUCUCAUGAUACAGGCUUGAAAGUUAAGAGCCGAUGUCAGACUCUUCCUCCAAAGUAUAGAGGCUCAGAGACUUCUGUGGAGACAACAGCCAGACCUAGCCAUUCCACUACCUUUACACACCUCAGUCAACAGAUCCCACCUUCACUCAGUGAUCUCAAACGUAACUCUCCUGUAUGAGUGCGACUCAAAAUCUCCACCUCUUCAGCACCUUGCAUCCGAUCACCACUCUCAGUGCCAGGCAGUCCAUGCCAUCAACAACUCAUCUGUGACUCGUCACUUUCUUAUUGAUGACUGAACGAGCAUAAUCGGUAACUGUGGAUUUAGAUCAGUCAUUGAUGGCUUGAUGGAGGAUCACUAAUGAGAUGUGCUGCUCCAGUUGGUUGACUAGUGGGAUUUCUUUUUCCCAGAAUCAUAUAGUCAAAUCUGGCUUAUGCAUUCUGGGUAUUGUAGUAUUCCUCUGGAGCCAUUCAGUGUGGCUUGAUGACUCUUCAACAUUGUCUUAUACUGUGACUUGCCAUUCUCUUUUUCACAUAUAAACCUGUACAGGCAUAAACAGAUAUAAACAAACACCAAAUCUCAUUAGCCUGACCUCUUGAACCAGAACAGGUGAGAACAGAGAGAGGCUUAGGAAUAUGGGCCAAAGGGCUUUGCAGUCCAUAACAAAUUGUUACUCAGCAAGUGGAACUUUCAUUUCAUGGUGUUGUUGUCCUCUCAUGAGUUUUGCUAACGUGUACUUAAACUGAAAGAUAACUAAAUGUGAACAAUAUCCCAGCUUCAAAUGAGCCAACUUGUUUGUGGAAUCGUCUUUUGUCUUUGGUCUGUAACAUCUGUAGUGUCUCAUCCACAUGGCAAGUUAGCGCAUAGCUUGAUGUUUAGCAAUCUCAUAACAAAGAAAUGUGAUGUUGAACUGGACUUGCAAAGCCAAUUACACUGUACAUUGCAAAUACACUGUAGUAUUUUAUAUAAAUCUCAUUUAGCAUUAUGCUAGCACAGUUAAAGCUAAUGUAAAACAUGUUAUAUUCACUGUGAAGAGGUUUUCAGGGAUUAAGACCCAAUUAUCAUGUUUAUUCUCGACCCGUUCACCACCAACGGGGGGAAAUUGUAUGAACACACACAGGCCACGUUCACACUGCCAAAUUUUUUUAUAGCAACAAUUUCAUUUACUUGUAGGAAUGAUUUGCUAAAUUAUCAUUCCUAGCUACAUUAUAUUUCCAUUUGUGCAUUCAUUACAGGUGUCAAUCCUGCUACCCCAAAUAAGCAAUAGUCGAUGUCUUGCAGCUGUAAACAUGAGCCAUGUACGCCAACAGUAUAGUCUGUUUGGUGUUUUUGAUUUUCCGCAAACUAAUAUUAGUGUCCUGGGGUGUAUUCUGUCAAGCAUCUGUCAAUUUUUAAUACGUCAUUAGCUGUCACUACCAAACUCAGUGUGUACAGAACAGGAUUAAAGGAUUAGUUCACCUAAAAUGAAAAUUAUGUCAUCAUUUACUCACCCCGAUGUGGUAUUAUUUUCACUCCCGAACAUAAAAUAAGGCUUCUCUUGCCGACAUCAUGAAAGUGAAUGUUUGUGUACUUUACAAACUCUAAAAAUACAUAAAAGCACCAUAACAGUAGGCAAUAUGACACAUAUGUGCUAUCCUCUAAAGCCAUAUUUCAGCUCGUGUGACAAACAGAAAUAUUGGGGCAUUAAAAACUAUUUAAAAAGGAAACAUUAAAACAACAGGAUUGACAGCUGUAUUUAGCUGCAGUGUGGCCAUGGUCAAUGUGUGUUGUUCAGCUCUGUGUUGAGUGGCAGGUGUGUAUGAUAUGCAUUGUGGAUCUGUUAGCUAAGAACAGUUACAAACCAGCAUUAAUGUCCAUGUUAUUUCUAGAGGUCAUGAGGAAUAUUGAACAAUAUUUUGAUAUUACAA
This is a messenger RNA of Danio aesculapii, 5920 nucleotides long. It is a transcript of the gene ano2a, whose product is annotated as anoctamin-1. Bases 87 to 4193 code for a protein of 1368 amino acids. Gene Ontology annotation, cellular component: plasma membrane. NCBI's taxonomy places the organism in Eukaryota, Metazoa, Chordata, Actinopteri, Cypriniformes, Danionidae. Gene Ontology annotation, molecular function: chloride channel activity; protein dimerization activity. Gene Ontology annotation, biological process: chloride transmembrane transport. The transcript has 27 exons. The record is from RefSeq and is a predicted model, not a curated record.